GUUAAUGAAUUGAACCGAAAUUGAGUAUUAUUGUACUAAGUUUUCCUUUCAGAAAAAAGCUGGUUUCACCGUGGCUAUCCGUAUGUGUCACAAUAUUUGAUAAGAAAAAUGGUGAUGGGCUCACCUAAUUCUGAAAAUACUGUUCAAACAGUAACAACACUAUCGCUAGCAGAAGCAGCACAUAGGGAAUACCAAGCUGGUAACUAUGAUAGUGCAGAAAAACUGUGUAUGCAAUGGUGGCGUCGAGAAACAGACAGUACUGGUUGCUUGCUUCUAUUAUCAUCAAUUCACUUUCAGUGUAGAAGACUUGAUCAGUCGGCGCAGUUCAGUUCUUUGGCAAUUAAACAAAACCCUAUGCUUGCAGAGGCUUACUCAAAUCUUGGUAAUGUCUUAAAAGAAAAGGGUCAGUUAAAAGAAGCCUUGGCAAAUUAUCGUCAUGCUGUUAAAUUAAAACCAGAUUUUAUUGACGGGUACAUAAAUCUAGCUGCAGCGUUAGUGGCUGCAGGAGAUUUGGAAGGAGCUGUUCAAGCUUAUGCAACUGCGUUAAAUUAUAAUCCAGAUUUAUAUUGUGUUCGAAGUGAUCUUGGAAAUUUAUUAAAAGCAUUAGGAAGAUUAGAAGAAGCCAAGGCAUGUUACUUGAAAGCUAUUGAAACUCAACCAAACUUUGCUGUUGCUUGGAGUAAUCUUGGAUGUGUCUUCAAUGCUCAAGGAGAAAUAUGGUUGGCUAUCCAUCAUUUUGAGAAGGCUGUUCAAAUUGACCCCAAUUUUCUUGAUGCAUACAUAAAUCUUGGAAAUGUGUUAAAGGAAGCCCGAAUAUUUGAUAGAGCUGUUACUGCAUAUUUGAGAGCUUUGACAAUUAAUCCAAACCAUGCAAUUGUUCAUGGAAAUUUGGCUUGUGUGUAUUAUGAACAAGGCCUGAUAGAUCUUGCUGUCGAUACUUACAAAAGAGCAAUAGAACUGCAGCCAAACUUUCCAGAUGCCUACUGCAACUUAGCAAAUGCAUUAAAAGAGCAAGGUAAAGUUGAUGAUGCAGAGGAAUGUUAUAACACAGCUCUUCAGUUGUGCUCAACUCAUGCAGAUUCCCUGAAUAAUCUUGCAAAUAUUAAACGAGAACAGGGAAAGAUAGAAGAAUCUAUUCGGUUAUAUUGUAAAGCUUUAGAGGUGUUUCCAGAGUUUGCUGCAGCACAUUCUAACUUAGCAAGUAUAUUACAACAACAAGGUAAACUUCAUGAAGCACUCAUCCACUACAAAGAAGCUAUUAGAAUUCACCCUACAUUUGCAGAUGCAUAUUCAAACAUGGGUAAUGCACUUAAAGAAAUGCAAGAUAUACAGGGAGCAAUUCAGUGCUACACAAGAGCCAUACAAAUUAAUCCUGCCUUUGCUGAUGCGCACAGUAAUCUGGCAUCAGUGUAUAAAGAUUCAGGAAAUAUUGCAGAAGCCAUACAGUCAUACAGAACUGCUUUAAAGUUAAAACCAGAAUUUCCAGAUGCUUAUUGCAACCUUGCACAUUGUUUACAAAUUAUUUGUGAUUGGACUGAUUAUGAAAUAAGAAUGAAAAAAUUACUGGCAAUAGUUGACGAUCAAUUAGGGAAAAAUAGACUUCCCUCUGUACAUCCUCAUCACACUAUGUUGUAUCCUUUGUCACCACAACAGCGGAAAGCCAUUGCUAACAGACACGGAAACCUUUGCCUUGAUAAGGUAGCCUUGUUACACAAGGAACCAUAUACAUAUCCAAAAGAUUUAAAAGCCAGUGGUGGAAGACUCCGCAUUGCAUAUGUUAGCAGCGACUUUUGUAAUCACCCAACAUCUCAUCUGAUGCAAAGUGUACCCGGCUUUCAUGAUCGCUCAAAUGUUGAGGUAUUUUGUUAUGGGCUAACUAAUGAUGACAACACGAGCUUUCGAAAAAAGAUUGAGUCAGAGAGUGAACAUUUUGUCGACUUGACACAAUAUCCUUGCCAUGGACAAGCUGCAGAUAGAAUCAACAGCGAUGGUAUACACAUCUUAGUCAAUAUGAAUGGCUACACAAAAGGUGCAAGAAAUGAAAUAUUCGCACUACGACCAGCUCCAGUUCAGGUAAUGUGGCUCGGUUAUCCUGGAACGUCUGGAGCUACAUACAUGGAUUAUAUAAUCACCGAUCGCGUUACUUCUCCAUUACCAUAUGCUGAGCAUUACUCAGAGAAGUUUGGGUAUAUGCCACAUACAUUUUUUGUUGGUGACCAUAAACAGAUGUUUCCUCACCUCAUUAAAGAUGUUACUCAUGAAAGAAGAAACGAAAAUACUCUAGUCGCUGUAUCGGAAGAUUCUGAUGUUUCCGUCACCACCAGUUCAGCUAUUCAUGAUUAUAUUAAUGAAAGAAUUGAAAAAAGAAAGGAAGAAGUUGCUGGUACAAAAGAUAGCGGCGAAAGAGUUCCUGAACAGAUGCCUCAAAUGGCCCGCGCUACUUAUGGACUUCCCGAUGAUGCUUUUGUGUAUUGUAAUUAUAACCAAUUGUACAAAAUUGAUCCAGCAACGUUCGAAUCAUGGUGUAAUAUACUAAAAAAUGUACCAAACAGUGUAUUGUGGUUGUUACGAUUUCCACAAGUUGGUGAAGCUAAUGUAAAAUCCAGAGCAGUAAUGCAUGGCGUUGCUAAAAACAGAAUUAUAUUCUCAAAUGUUGCUCCGAAAGAGGAGCAUGUUCGCAGAGGACAAUUAGCUGAUGUUUGCUUAGAUACGCCUUUAUGUAACGGACAUACAACUGGUAUGGAUAUAUUGUGGGCAGGAUGUCCCAUGGUAACGUUACCUUUAGAAACACUUGCAUCUAGAGUUGCAUCGUCUCAAAUGCAAGCGCUUGGUGUGCCAGAGUUAGUUGCAAAAAAUCGUAAACAUUAUGAAGAUAUCGCUAUCAAAUUAGGUGUGGAGCCAGAAUAUUAUCAAAAAAUAAAGUUGAAAGUUUGGGAUGGUCGUCUGCUAUCUCCGUUAUUUAACACUCAUAAGUAUACCCUGGAUCUGGAAAAAAUGUUCUACAAAAUGUGGAAAAGAUGCGAGCAAGGACUAGCGCCAGAUCAUAUUCUUGAAUAAUUUUUUGUAGCAGACAUGAUUAGCAAUAAAUAUAUUUAAUAAUUUUAAUACUUAGCAACGGUUAAUGUACAUAGUUAUAACAAACUGCUGAGGUUCAAUAAACCUUCAUAAUUUUAGUUUAGAUAUAUUAAAAUUCUUGUUGAGAACAAAAAAAAAACUGUAUAAUUUUUCUGAACGGUAAAAUAGUUGGCUAUUUGCUACUUUUAGCCUUUCUACUUUUGCACAGGAAACUUUUCUUUUUAACAUGCCACAGGAGUUGUCUAGAUAUCUUUACUUCAAUUUCAUCCAACUUUUCGCUAGUUAAUGUUUUUAUUAAUUAAUUUCUCUUUUUGGUGGAAUACAGGAAAUUAUUUUGUAAAUAUUAGGUUUGUGUUACAUCGGGAAUGUAAAAGCGAUAUACCGGACAAAUUUGUCCGUAAAUAUAUUUUGUCAUUAUA
Hydractinia symbiolongicarpus is the source of this 3494-nucleotide messenger RNA. Its product is annotated as UDP-N-acetylglucosamine--peptide N-acetylglucosaminyltransferase 110 kDa subunit-like. The transcript is spliced from 13 exons. Bases 109 to 3057 code for a protein of 982 amino acids. The record is from RefSeq and is a predicted model, not a curated record. Lineage: Eukaryota; Metazoa; Cnidaria; Hydrozoa; Anthoathecata; Hydractiniidae. Gene Ontology annotation, molecular function: protein binding; protein N-acetylglucosaminyltransferase activity. Gene Ontology annotation, biological process: protein O-linked glycosylation.